Molecule: messenger RNA, 633 nt
Organism: Dentiscutata erythropus
Lineage: Eukaryota; Fungi; Glomeromycota; Glomeromycetes; Diversisporales; Gigasporaceae
Source: the annotation of a GenBank genome assembly
AUGCGAACAUUUUCGGUUUUUUGGUUAGCUCGCGUGCUCAUGUUUAUAGCGGCAGGACAGCUCCUUGACUGUACCGCUAUAGACCCUUUUAACUGUUCUAAUAUAAAAGUUGGAAAAAUGAUUUUUGAUCUUAGUACAUUAAACAGAGAAUGGCCGAAAAGCAUAAUCGAAAAUCAAUCUGAGGGAGUAAUGAACAUAACAUAUCGUAUAAAUAUUUGUGAGCCGUUAUCUUACAACGAAACACUAGGAAAAAAUAAAACAUGUGAAAAUGGCACUAAUAUUUGUGCAAUUAAGACAUUCAAAAAAUAUGAUAGUGAUGGUGACCCGGUGAUUAUUGAUGUUAGACAGAUUGUCAAAAAUUCAAAUUUUCAACCAAUUUCUAUAUUCUCUGAAGUCAACAGCGAAAUUCUAUUUAAUACAACAGAGACUCUCGAAAUCAAAUUAGGCGGAGGUGAAUAUUUAAAAGAAAAACAGAAAGCAAAUAUAACUUUUUUCCUUGGUCAACCCGCCGAUCUUGAGCCUGAUGUACUGGAAUACAAGGAUAGUACAUUGCUUAUAGAAUGGAAGAUUAGUGCUAUUGGGGGAUGGGUCAUGGAGUCUCCUUUCGAUAUUUAUGUUCGUGAUAUUUAUUAG